CCGCAUAUAAUGAUUAAUAACGGGCUUUAAAAACAUCUAAAUUUAGAAUCAGUCUUAUAAUUGAGUAAGUACUAACCAACUAAGUUACUGCAAACGAAAUAAUAAUAUGAUAGAGAAUAUGUUACUUCCGAUAUAAUAUUUUGAUUUCAUAAUUAGGAUUUUUAAUCUUUAUCUUUUAUACAAAUGAAUUGUGGGAUUGUAAGAAAUCUUCUUCCGGCCCAGAAUGGACGGAAUCAAGACUCAUUCACCGGCCAAAAUUGUCUUAUCAUAGGGAAUAUAUGGCAAAAUGGUUCUCCAUUUUCUCCCCUUCUAUUAUAAAGAGACUUGAAGAAUUUUAUGCCAAAACCCAAUUGAGUCUCUAUCUAUUGUAACUGAAUAUGGAGCCGGAGACAAAGCAGACCUACCCAUGUAUUAAUGGCUUAGUGAAGCCUUCUUCAGAAAAUCAAAUAAUGGAAAAGAAAAGACGAAACUAUCGGCUCCUUAAGGACCCAUUACUUGAUGAUAAAGUUCAGCAAAAGCUUUACAGAUUUGAUGGUCUGUUGCCUGGGGAACAGACAAUUGAUGUGAAAGAUCCUCGACGGCGUUCAAAUUCAAGGUCAAAUCCUCGCUACAUGCUAUGGACCAGUCGCCAAACUAUGGAUUUGGAAGUUCCAAAAUUUAAGUAUGAUCAGCACUAUAUUGGAAUACCACCUCCUAAUGAAGUGACAUUUACAAAUCUGAAUGACAACAUCGAUUUUAAAUUUCUAGAAAACAUGUGUCAGCAUUUUGGAAGUAUAGAAGAAAUUAAGAUAUAUCACCAUCCAAAGACCAAAAAACACAUGGGAAUUGGAAAAGUACUUUUUUCAUCUUCCAAGUGUGCUAAAGCCUGUGUUGAUAAACUAAAUCAAACAUCGAAGAUGGGCAACAUAAUAACUGUGAUUAUAGAUAUAAUGGGCAAAGAAAGAAAUCGCAUUAUUGAGGAAAUACUUGCUGACAAACCCAAAAGUACAAGACGUCCACAACCUUCAGAAAGAGUAGAUCCACGAUCACACAGCCGUUUAUAUGCAGCUGCUACAACUUCAAGUAAUCGAUCUAGCACUUGUCGCAACUUCACACUGAGCAAAUCCAAAUAUAGUGACUAUGGGAUGGAAGCAUAUGACCCAGGUGAUUUGGAGUUUGAUUUUGGUAGCACUUCUAGUCAUCAUGUGUCCUCUAAAUCUAUUGAAACUGGCUCUUUCACAGACAGUGAUUAUAGCAGUCUUCAGCGGUCUGUUCCACAAUCUGAACUCAGCUUCUCAGAUCAUUCUGAGGUUAGCUUUACAUCCAGCAGCUAUUCAAAUUACAGCCAGUAUUCAACGUCACAUGUCCAAUCUAACCGUGGACUGGACAUUCAUUACAAUGUAUCGCAGCAUGCACAACCAUAUCAAUACAGUGCAACACAAUUUACACAACCCAAUUCAAAUCGACAAGUAAUUUCACCCUAUUGUCAGCAGCAGCAGCAGCAGCAGCAGCAACAGCAACCACCACAGCCACCGCAGCCACCGCAGCCACCACAGCCACCACAACCACCACAACCACCACAGCCACAACAGACACAUUAUGAAAGUGGGCAUCCUUGUUUGUCAACCGAAGUAACACAAUCACAAACAGAAAGUUCCUCACGAUCUCAUUCAUAUACAGAGAGAAAAGACGAGUAUAAAGACAAGUUAACAUCAUCUUUCUCGCAACAACGCUGGGAGUCUGAGCGCGAAAGUGUUAAAGAUUGGACAGAUUCAAACAGAGACGUUCGAGAAAAGCAACGAGAGAAAGACCAUCGGAAUCGUCCAAAAACACCAGAAGCUGAGGAACCACGUAAUCAAAGUUUAGAUUCACGUUUACUAAGUAUCUUCGGACUUGGGGGUUUAGGCAGCCCAACAGAUUCAAGUCGAUCUAAAGACCAUUCCAGUCCUCCAUCUACACCACUAUCAAGAGAUGAAGCAAGUACACCCCCAAGUAUUGAUUCACGAUACUCUUCUAAUCCGCAACAUUCUGUCCCCUCACGUAAUAAUACUGUAAAUAACAACAGCCAUACAAAACAAGUUCCUAAAUUACCAUCUGAAGAGGAGAGCAAGCAUUCUGUAACUUCCAAAACUGAUACAUCUGAAUGGACUGAAUUCUCUAAAGAGAUGUCUAACAAGAACAAACGAUUUGAAACUAAAAAUAAUUGCUUUACCUCUUUGUCUUUGACUAAUUAUGAACAACAAAAAAUUGAUAAAGUGGCCCCUGCAGACAGUACUAGUUCUUGUAAUAUUCCUUCAAAUAACGUCACAGCGCGAUAUAAAUCCGAAGUUGGGGAUAAGUUAUUUGAACCUGAAAUUGCUGUGUCAACUGAUUUUAGUAAUAUUAACCAAUCAAAAACAUUUUCUAGUGCUGAAUCACCCUUUCAUACGAAAGUUUUGGUUGAAGACAGCUGUGUUCCAAAUGUUAAAAGUAAUAUUGAAGACACACAUAUGGACAUUGAAAAUAAUAAUGCAAAAGAAGAAAAAGAAGAGGUGGAAGAAGAGGAUGACGAAGGGGAUGAGAAUGAUGAUGAUGAUGAUCGCAUGAGUUUAUCAUCAAUUAGUAGUGGAGAUGAAAAAUUAGAAGUAAAUGUUCAAAUACCAAAUAACGAUGGUAAAUUUACUGCCAACAACUUUCAAUCAAUACCAAGCACACAGACAUCAGGUGCCGCUCCACCUGUUCCACUCAUAACUGAUUUUUCACGUCCACCUCCAAGUAUAGCACCAUGGAGUUUUGCUAAUUCUUAUUCAUUUGGUAAUUACCUAAAUACUCCAAGCCGCUCUGAAUCCACUGGCAGUAAUUACAAUCAAAGCUAUACUGCCCACAUCCAAAAUAGUGUUGUGCCUGUAAACUUCCUAAACCAGAGUCUUUGUGAUUCUACAACAUUACAGAAUGGUACAAGCAACAAAGGAAAUGGAACUACCAAUGAAGAAACACAAUCAGACGAAGAAAAAGAUCCUAAUGAUAAAACUUUCCUUUUUGUCUUGGACAGUUUCGUACGACAGCUAAAAGAAGUUAUGCAGAAAGAUCUUUGCAAAAAAAUGGUUGAAAAUUCUGCUUUCAAAUCCUUUGAAAAAUGGUGGGAUGCAGAAGAACAAAAGAGCAAGUUUCAGAAAGAAAAUAACCAAAAUGAGAAGGUACCUUUAAUUAAAGAUUCUCCUGUUAAAAACACAAAACCAAAUAAUUUACCACAGACGGCUAAUCAAAUUUCAUCAAAGAAUGAAGUUAAUUCAGCAUUAGCAUCUUUAUUUGAAACACAACAUCCCUGGCGACAAGAUGGAGGAUUUGAAGGACAUUAUAAUGGUACGCACGGUGGUGGAUUUCUUGGAAUCCGAGGUGUGAUGCCUAGAAUGCCCUCUUUUAAGAAAAAAGUGUUCCGCCCACCAUCUCCACCACCUCCUGAUGAUGAAGACAGUAAAGCAGCUGAAUCAUUUGCAUCAAAUGCUGAAGAUGAUUCUGAUGACGAUAAUAAUAUUGUUUGUCAAUCUCUAUUGAAAAAGAAGCAUUUUGGCAGUGGUGAAGAAUCUGCGAGUGAAGAUGAGAAAUCUGAUGCUUCAGAUGAUGAUGAUGACGAUGAUGAUGACGAUGAUGAAGAUGAUGACGACGAUGAUGAUGAUGAUGGUAGUGAAGAGAGCACUGAAGAAGACACUGAUGAUGUAUCAGAAGAGUCUUCUGAAUCAUCUGAAGAAGGAAGUGAAGAAGAGGAUGAAGAGGAGGAGGAGGAGGAUGAGGAGGAGGAAAAGAUCAGAAAAGCAGAAAGUCAAGUUUUAUGUGGAGCAGCACCGGAUUUCCCACCAUUACCUUCUAAUGACCAAGAUGACAUGCUGAGAAAUACAGCUGUUGUGGAACAAUAUUCAGAUGGAAACGUCUUGAAGGAAUCUUUAAAAGAAGGAUUCUGGGAAACUGAACCCAAAGUGUCAAAUAAUUCAAAACCAGAAUUAUCUGUGUGUCUUAAACUUCCAUCAUCUCCAGUCAAAGAAGAAACAAAACAAAAUUUACUUGUUAAUGAAUUAGAAAUGAAUGAAUGUCAAAACGUUAUUACAAAUGACUUGGUAAAGGACCAGAUAGAAACAAAAAAUAUUGAAAAAUCUGAAAUUUGUGUUGAUAAUGAAAACAAAGUGGAUGAACAGAUUUCAUUAGUAGAUUCAGAGCAUUGUGUGAUAACACCAAAAGUGUUGGCUAGUGGUGCAGAAUUAGCUGAUGUUACGUCAGACAAAAUAGAUGGUGUGAAUUUAAAUACUUUUGCAAAGAAACCGUGUAAAGUUUGGGAUGAAACAGACGAAGAUAGAAAUUCCACUAUGACAAAUGAACAGGAUGUACCAGUUGCUGAUAUCUCAUCAGAAAUGACUACUGCGGUCGAUGAAGAUGUGUGUAAAGCAGAUCGGUCAAAAGCAUAUGUUGUUCCUGCAAUUGCUGAACACGAUUAUGUUGCUGCUGGGCCACAAGGAGUUUCACCAUCAUUGAACUUAAAAUUAGAUGAAGAUACCAGUCAUAGUGUUGAUGACUCAGAUGAUUCAGACCGUACUGAAUCAUGUGACGAGGAUAAUCCACCUGUGGAGAUAUUUAUUGAUCACAAUUACUGCUUACCUCAUGCAAUUGGAAGUAUUCACGAUGAAAGUAAAUCAUUGGAAACGGGCAACUCAGCUUUAUCUGAGACAGCUUUUAAAGACUAUAAAUUAACGGAUGAGUCUGCAUCAGAAGUACAGAUGCGACCAUCAUGGGCAGUUGGUGACCAUUUUGCUGCUGCAUCAGCAGUUGGCGUCACCAUGCCAAAAAGUCAGAUGGCAAUAGAUGAUGAUAGAUUAAAACCCAAAAAGAAAAAGAAACGCACCAAGGAUUCAAUGUUGAGUGAUAUCACAAAUAAAUCGGUAAACGAAAGAGAAGGUGAUAUUAUGGACACAGUAAUUAAACCAAAAGUUCAAUUCCAGCCUCGGACCUAUCAGGAAGAAAAACAAAUCUUCUUUGACAUAUAUAAUAAAGGAAUUGACUUAGAAGACAUAAUCUUUCUCCAGCGAACAUACGAUACUUUAUUGCAGUCGGAAGAUCCGAUGUAUGAUUGGUUGAAUGAUAUAUUUUGGGUGGAUCACACACACACAGACAUCCCUGACCCACCACCACCAAAAAAGAAACGGAAAACAGAUGAACAGAUAAGACCGGUGCAUAAGUCUGGAUCAGCUCGAACAGAAGGCUUUUACAAGAUCAGUAACAGAGAAAAGGCUGGAUACCUUUGUCAUGCAAACAAUAUGACGAAAACAGCUGAGCCUGGACAACAAAAUGAAAAGAAGUUGUCAAUGACCUCAAGAGAAGCCAGGCACAAUAUCAGACGUUUCCAAACGAACUUUGGUGAUUUAGAGUUGGGUGAACUAUUUAAAUUUAAUCAAUUGAAGUUUCGAAAAAAGCAAUUAAGGUUUGCUAAAAGCUCAAUCCAUGAUUGGGGCUUAUUUGCCCUGGAACCCAUUGCCGCUGAAGAAAUGGUUAUUGAAUAUGUUGGACAAGUAAUCCGACAUUUUGUUGCUGAUGAACGUGAGAAACAAUAUGGUGCACAGGGUAUUGGCAGUAGCUAUUUAUUCCGAGUUGAUAACGAAACAAUCAUUGAUGCAACAAAAGCAGGCAACCUGGCACGUUUCAUCAACCACAGCUGUAAUCCAAACUGCUAUGCAAAAAUCAUCACAGUUGAAUCUCAUAAGAAAAUUGUUAUUUACUCCAAGAGAGAUAUUGAUGUUAAUGAAGAAAUAACAUAUGAUUAUAAAUUCCCACUAGAAGAAGAAAAAAUCAGUUGCCUGUGUGGUGCCCCAUAUUGUAAAGGUACACUGAACUGAUCACAACCUCUCCUAUGGAUGAGAUGAAAAUGUAUAUCAGUAAGCUUCCAUCAUUGAUAAAUUGCUGUAAAAUUUGUGAAACAUCAUUGUUGCCUUUGAGAAAAGAGGAAAGAAAAAAAAAAGCACAGUUUUUGUUUUCAUUGUUAUUAGAAAGGUCAUAUAAGAAAGAUGUUAAUGAUUCAUACUAAGAUAGCCAUAAUCUAUAAGAUGAUAAUAAGGAGUCAUCUUAGCAAGCAUUAAAUCUUGUAGAAAUGACUUUGUAUGGUAAAUUAUUAUAAUUAUUGAGUAUCUUUUUUGAGAAGGUAUUUUCUUUUUAUUAAUGAUGUUGAACACUGCUUAAUACCUUAUAUUGGUUAAUAAUUACUAUUGAAAUUAUUGGAAAAUAUAUGGAUAGCCUGAUUUUGAUUUAUAGAUCUUAAGAUCUUAUCAGUUGGUAUUCACAUAGAAUAUUUAUUUUCCAUAAAAAUGAUAUCAGGGAAAACUUCUUGUAAACUGUGUCUUCUAAUAAUAAAGGUGAUGAUGAUAAUAUAAUUCCAUGUAGGAAUAGUGCUUUGAUGCUCAUUGGCAAAAGUAGUGUCAAAGACACAGCCUCCUCAAUUCUAAAUGGGCAAACAUUAACCAGCUACCUUGGUAGUAUAUUAUAAUUAAUGACUGCUCUCUCUCUCUCUCUCUCUCAGAAAUAUUGCCAAGAUUUGUAUAAACACUGUAUCAAAAUGACCUCUUAAAUCCUUUCUAUGACUGACCUUUAAAGCUGUUGUCCUAUUACCUGUGGUUAAAAAAGAUGGUCGUCUCAAAUAUUUGGAUCUCUCAUGUAAGACAGCUUAAACAAAUAAUGAGUUUGUUGGCUCAUUCUGAAACUUCUUCCAUUUCUCGUCCAUCUGGUCUAAAAUGCAGUCUAGAUAAGGUUUUCGUAUUUAUAAAUACAUUGAAAAAAUGUUCAUACGAAAUCAUCUGUAUCAAAUCUAACAUUUAGCUCAUCCGUUACACUGCUACAGCCAUUAACUGCAAUAUGUUUUGUAUAUCAUAUUGCUUUUAGAAGAUCAGAAAAAUAUGUAAUCCAGGGUUCUGUUUUAAGUGUGUUCUCUAAAUUAAAUUAGCAAUUCUUUUCCCACUUAAUUUUUUUUUUUUUUUUUAUGUCAGAUCAUUGCCCUAACAUUUGUUAUUGCACAUGUACAAAAUUCCAUUGCUGGAGAAUUCAAUUCAUUUUUAGAUUUACAUACAAAGAAGUCUAGAAAAACAAAGUCAAAGAUAUAAAAAUACAUGUAUUAUAUUCAUGAUCUCUUUUAGUGAUUGUUUUUAGUUGAAAUUAAAAUAGAAUGUCUUCUAUAUGGUUUGGAAAACUUUAGCAGUUAUAUGCAAUUUUCUUUAACAAAAAAAAAACAACAAAAAACUAUUAAAAAAAAAACCAAGUGGUUAUUUACAUCUAAAUAAAAGAUAGCAAUUAAAGAUGGAUCAGGAAAUUCGAUACUAAACAUGUCUGAGUGUUCCUAGAAAGAAUUAAUGAUAAUCUGCUUUCCAAAGUCUCAUAAAUUGGGAGAUAUUUUCAAUAUUCAGAUGUGUUUGAACUUUACAAAGCAUAUUCGUUAAAUUAAAAUAUUAUAAAACCGCAAUACAGGAUUGGAAUGUGCUUCUGAACAAAACACAUUAAACUGGAACAUAAUUUGAGUGCUCUACAAAAGAAAAAUGCUUGGAGGUGCCCACUGCAUCUAUAAAAACUUGUAUCCAACAGUUUUGAAAAUGCAAACUUUUCUAACAGAGAAUUA
Octopus bimaculoides (California two-spot octopus) is the source of this 7600-nucleotide messenger RNA. RefSeq lists its product as uncharacterized. Gene Ontology annotation, cellular component: Set1C/COMPASS complex. Gene Ontology annotation, molecular function: histone H3K4 methyltransferase activity; RNA binding; protein binding. Lineage: Eukaryota; Metazoa; Mollusca; Cephalopoda; Octopoda; Octopodidae. The record is from RefSeq and is a predicted model, not a curated record.